Ctenocephalides felis (cat flea) is the source of this 615-nucleotide messenger RNA. RefSeq lists its product as uncharacterized. The record is from RefSeq and is a predicted model, not a curated record. The transcript is spliced from 3 exons. The coding region runs from base 1 to 615 and encodes 204 amino acids. Lineage: Eukaryota; Metazoa; Arthropoda; Insecta; Siphonaptera; Pulicidae.
AUGGCAGAAACCCAUAGCACAGAGUGGGCAUUGCUGUUCCCUCUAAAAGCAGGACUUUUCACACUUCGAACAGCUCCUGAAAUAUCCCGAUCAACCGCGAUGCCUCAACAAGGAAGCAGACGUCGAUCUAGUAUGUCGGAUCUGGAUAAAUUAUCAGCAGCGUUGCCGGAUCUGGUGCGAUCUGCUGCAGGAAGUAUGCAUUAUGGGUUAAGUUUUAACUCCUUACCGCACAGUCCACAUGCUGCAAAAAGUAUUUGUUCUUCUGGCACUUAUCCUCAAGGAAGUAUCGGAGAUUUGAUGAAUUUGAAGAAGUAUGGUGGCAGUUCGUGGAGUGUGCGCAGUGAAACUUUAGUGGCGAAAACUGUUCCUCUGUCGACUGUAACGCCACGGCACAGUCCGACAAGAAAGCCUUGUUGUGAAAAUAUGAUAACGGUGGAAAUAUUGAAUGACGAUGAGGAGGAUAAUGUAGAUUGUGAUGCCGUUUUGACUUCCGCACAGAGGACGCAAAAGCUCACCCGGUUGCUGAAGAAACAGCGCGCCUCGGCUAACAGAGCUUUGGUGAGUUACUACAAUUAUUCUUCUAUUGCAUUUGAUAUUUGUUUUCUCGUUUGGUAA